AGACCAUGGAAUCUUACAGCAGCUUGUGCGGGUAAAAGUUAAGUUCGAAACACUGAGCGCACUGGGAUGGUCGAAUGUGAGACUUCUGGGACACACACACAGAGUAAAAAAAUAGAGCCAUCUCUUUUAAUUCACGAGGCCAGCAGCAAGACUGUCUCUGCCGACUAUAAAAGAAGUAAACGCUCGACACGUUUUCUUCCUUUGAUCGAGAGGGUGACGAGGACAGACAGGUGGUGUAGCCAUGUCAGUGGCCGGCGUCAUAACGGUGGCUUUGUGCUGUCUGAGAGUUGCCCACGCCUACCUGACGAUCAGCCUUAAUGGAACAUGGACGGUAUCUAACCAGAACAUAGGCCUGUCGGUACCUGGGCAGGUUCCAGGCAGCGUGCACACGGCGCUGAUGGCCAACGACGCCAUAGCCGACCCGCUGUACAGGGACAAUGACGUCAAGCUCACUUGGAUCGGGAACGUGAACUGGACCUACAGCAGAGACUUCGAGGUCAACAAUUCCGUGCUGAAGUCUCAGGCUAUCCAAUUGGUUGCCGAGGGCUUGGACACCAUCGCAACUGUGUACAUCAACGGCAUCAUGGUUGGCAAGUCGGACAACAUGUUCGUUAAAUACACUUUUGAUGUCAAGUCUGCCCUAAAGCCUUUAAACAACUCCAUCGUAGUCAGUUUCCAGUCUGCUGUGGAUUACGCAGCCAAACAGGCCGCCCAGUCUCAGUACCCGAUUCCACCCGUUUGUCCCUCCGCGGUGCAGAACGGCCAGUGCCACGUCAACUUUAUCCGCAAAGAGCAGUGCUCCUUCUCGUGGGACUGGGGACCCUCCUUUCCCACCCAAGGAAUAUGGAAGUCCAUCUAUUUGACAGCCUUUGAUUCGAGUAUUAUUGAAGAAGUCACGGUUGACCACUUUGAAGGUAGCGACGGGUGGACACUGGAGGUACGCGUCUUCUUUAACUUGGCCACUAACACCAGCGGCAUCGGAGGGAUGGUCGAACUGCAGAUCCUGGAGGUCAACGGUAGCGAGCCUGGAAAUAUGGUGCUGUCGUCGUCUCAGGCCGUGAUGUUGUCGUCCUUCAGUAGGACCCUCAGCCUCAACAUCACCCUUCCUAAGGACUAUCCCAUCAAACGAUGGUGGCCUAACGGCUACGGCAACCAGAGUUUGUAUGACGUCAUCGUGACGUAUACGUCCACCGUAACAGGCGAGGUGACGACCAAAGUUCGGCGUAUUGGGUUCCGCACCGUGGAACUGGUCCAAACCAACGUGUCCAGAGACCCGUUACAAGGCUUGACGUUCUACUUCCGCAUCAACGGACUUCCGGUGUUCCUCAAGGGCACUAACUGGAUUCCGGCAGACAGCUUCCAAGAACGCAUCACCAAGGACAGGCUGCGCAUCUUGUUGCAGUCGGCGGCGGACGCCCACAUCAACAGCAUGAGGGUCUGGGGCGGAGGGGUGUACGAGUCUGAAGAUUUCUACGACCUGACUGACGAACUGGGCAUCAUGAUCUGGCAAGAUCUCAUGUUCUCUGACGCAUUGUAUCCAUCUAAUCCCGACUUUCUUAACUCCGUUACUCAGGAAAUACAAUAUCAGACCAGGAGACUCAUGCACCGCCCAUCCAUCCUUCUCUGGUCAGGCAACAAUGAGAACGAAGGAAUUUUAACCCAGCGUAGGAGUGCCCCUAACUAUGAACUCUACUACGACGACUACAUCAAGCUGUACAUCGACACAGUGAUGACGGUCCUUCAGCAGGAAAAUCCACGGCGCCAGUUCGUCCCCUCCAGUCCCAGCGAUGGCGCUGAGACAGUGAAGGAGGGUUACGUUGCUCAGAACCCCUACAGCGACCUCUACGGAGACGUCCACUUCUACGACUACAACAUGGACCAGUGGAAGCCGGACGGUUUUCCGAUCCCUCGGAUGACGACAGAGUUCGGCCUGCAGUCGUGGUGCAACUUCGACACUCUUCUCGAUGUCUUUGAAGAGGAGGACCUGAGUUACUACUCGGAUCAGGCUGUCCACAGAGAACAUCAUCAAGGAGGGCUAGCCCAAAUGGCUAACGAGACCUUUCGGCACCUAAACACACCUCAAGAUGAUAACCCAGUGCAGCUCUUUAAAAGUUUAAUUUACAUGACUCAGAUCAGCCAAGCAAUGUCCAUCAAGACCCAGUCAGAACACUAUCGUCGACACCAAAGUGAACUGCUAUCCGAUGGGCGGGGCCUAACAAUGGGCGCCCUCUACUGGCAGCUGAACGACAUCUGGCAAGCACCCACCUGGGCAUCGAUAGACUACAGCGGAAGAUGGAAGAUGCUGCAUUAUUACGCUCUGCGGUUUUUCAAUCCCUUAAUGGUGUCUCCAGUCCUCAACGGCAGUACACUAGACAUCUAUGUAGUCAUGGACGAAAUACCCAGCCGAGAGGUACGGGACCCUGUUACUGGUAAUCUCAGGUUUGAACCCUCGCAUACAUACGAGGACGGGGGUCAGGCUGGUGAGGACCCCGAAGACCUUCUGCGUCUGCAAAGGAGGCUCCGUCAGAGCGGAGUGGUGAUGAUGAAGAUCUACUCUUGGAGCAGCUUUACGCCUUUGUUUACUUGGAGAAUUGAAUACAGUCUGAACACCACAGCGGACAGCGUGUUUCAAGGGGACGUCAGCACGCUGCUGAGCCAGGCUGGCUGUCACAACGGUACCGAGUGCUUCCUGUAUGUCCAUCUGGAUGAUGUUGACUACGGCCUCAACAACUGGCUCUCGUUCGCAGAGCUCAAAGACUCCAGUCUACAGAAGGCUGAGGUCACGAUCACCGAAGUGACUCAGAUUUCCGGCCACACGUUCAGCAUCGCCCUCUCCACCACUGCCAUCGCUCCCUUCGUCUGGUUGGAGACAGGCCAGGUCAUGGGGCGUUUCUCGGACAACGGCUUCCUCCUGCUGCAGCCGGCCACUUCCGUUCUGUUCUACGCAUGGCAAGACGUCACUGUGGACAUGCUCCGUAACUCUCUCUCUGUCCGGGCUUUGCUCGGCUAAUUGAAGGCUAGUCACGUGAUCAAGGGUUUCAAACACGUUUCAGAUGACAGUCUCGUGAUGGUAUAACAAAUAACAGAAUGCAAACACCUGUCUAUAAAAUGGGAGACAUGACAACGUUAGUUUUACACGAUGAGGAAUUUAAAUUAAAUAUAUUUUUUUAAUAAACUUGAUGCCACGGAAUGACUAGUAUAAUAAAGACUAGCGUUUGUUCAA
Messenger RNA from Pomacea canaliculata, 3223 nucleotides. RefSeq names its product beta-mannosidase-like. The record is from RefSeq and is a predicted model, not a curated record. Lineage: Eukaryota; Metazoa; Mollusca; Gastropoda; Architaenioglossa; Ampullariidae. The transcript has 18 exons. Gene Ontology annotation, biological process: glycoprotein catabolic process; carbohydrate metabolic process. Gene Ontology annotation, molecular function: beta-mannosidase activity. The coding region runs from base 242 to 3010 and encodes 922 amino acids.